UUGGGUGCUACAGUGUAAAUCCACAUCCACUUUAGAGAUUUCUUAAAUUGUUUUAAUUAUAAUUUAUAGUGCUUGUUGUAUAGCUACCUAUAAUUAGCUUUUCUCUGCUUUACAAGUAUACUUUAGUUCCACAUGCUCCAAAUAAUCAUCAAUAACAACUGGAACCGCCACCGUUCCGUAACUGACUGUGGCGUCAAGACACGCAAUCUUUAAUAAUUUAUUGAAGGAAAAACAAAGAAUUCGUAUACGAUGUGGACAAAUGUCAAGUUGCCAAGCGGUGGGUCAAGGCAACGCCCUACCGAAAUGCUGAUCAAAGUUUUUGAAAAUUUCAAAAGGACACGAAUUAUUUAAAUCAGUAGCUGAGUUGAGCUGUAGCGCUGCGGUCAUUCGUGAAAAAGUAAAAGAAAUAGUUAGCUAAAUAUCAUCAUGGCCGAGGAACUAAUGCUAAGUUCGUCUUCAAAGCACAAGUCUAAAACGCUGUGCUUUUACGGCGCCUGGGCCUGGAUCGUAGACAUUUUUCUCACCGUUUUCCUCAUCGUUUUCAUACUCUACAUUCUGCGCAAAAUCAUACAAGGUCCAUUCUACCGUAAGCGUAAUCGCAUCGAUGAAAAAGUCGUCAUUAUCACCGGCUGCAGCGCGGGCAUUGGCAAGGAGAUCGCCCUGGAGUUGGCGCGGCGCGGUGCACGCAUUUACAUGGCUUGCCGCGAUGCUGCGCGCUGUGAGGCCACGCGCCUCGAGAUCAUAGAUGACACGGGCAACCAGCAAGUCUACAACCGCACACUCGACCUCGGUUCGCUGGAGUCCGUGCGUCAAUUCGCUGCACGUUUUGUUGCGGAGGAGCAGCGCCUGGAUAUUUUGGUAAAUAAUGCCGAUGUUAUGACUACUCAACGUACCCUAACAGCCGACGGGUUUGAGUACCAAUUCGGUGUAAACCAUUUGGGGCAUUUUCUACUAACCAAUCUACUGCUGGAGCGGCUGAAGGUAGCCGCACCGAGCCGCGUAGUCGUAAUGAGCUCCUUCAUGCAUCUCUUUGGGCGUAUAAACAAGGACGAUCUGAACAGUGAGCUGCGCAAAACGAAAAUUUUCGGCUCUUACGCUAACAGUAAAUUGGCGAAUAUACUCUUUGCGCGCAAGCUGGCUAAAUUGCUGGAUGGUACGAGCGUAACGGUAAAUAGCUGUAACCCUGGAAUCGUGCGUACCGAGGCGAUGUUUCGCAAGCAAAAUCCGCCGUGGCUGUGGUUCAUUGUCGACAAACUUUUCGGGCUGGUGGCUCGUACUCCGCUAGCAGGUGCACAGACUGCGCUGCGCCUGGCAUUGGAUCCCGACUUGGAACGAUCGACAGGGGGCUACUACUCUUACUACAUACGCUGGCCGCUGCCACCGUGGGCCACGAACAAAAAGAUGACCGAUUGGCUGUGGCGCGAAAGUGAGAAACUGGUCGGAAUAAGCAGUGGCGAACGAAUUCAAACGAUCGAUGUGUAA
This is a messenger RNA of Rhagoletis pomonella (apple maggot), 1482 nucleotides long. RefSeq names its product retinol dehydrogenase 12-like. The transcript has a single exon. Lineage: Eukaryota; Metazoa; Arthropoda; Insecta; Diptera; Tephritidae. The record is from RefSeq and is a predicted model, not a curated record. Bases 427 to 1482 code for a protein of 351 amino acids.